GAAGACGCAGGCGCAGCCGUCUGCCCGCGCCUUUCGCCUGUGUUGAGAUCUUGAGAAACCGGCUGCCCACGCUUUCCCUAUAUGAAGGCAGGGAAUACUCCCCACCCCAUGACUCGGUGUCUAGAUCUUUCAAGAUGGUGGUGGCGAAGUCGAAUGCCGGUGGGGCUGCUACCUCCUAUUUCCGUACAGCCAAACCCCUGCCUUCGCUGGUCACGGUCCUGGGGCUGGGAUAUUUCGGGUGGAUGAUCUUCUGGCCUGAGGCUAUUCCUUAUCAGAGCCUAGGGCCGCUGGGCCCCUUCACUCAGUACUUGCUGGAGCAUCAUCACACCCUCGUGCACAGUUGGUAUUGGCUUGCCUGGCUGAUUCACGUGGGAGAGUCCUUGUAUGCCAUUGUAUUGUGCAGGUCUAAAGGCAUCACGAAUAGUUGGACUCAACUACUCUGGUUCCUGCAGACGUUCCUUUUUGGGAUGGCGUCUCUCUAUUACUUGAUUGAUUACAGACCAAGACACCAUAAACAAACUUAAAAAAGAUAUCCAAAAAAGCCUGAAUCACUAUUUUGUACACUUGAAACUAAUAUAAUAUUGUAAACCAACUAUACUUCAAUUUAUAAAAAAGAGAGAAAAUAUAGCAUAUAAAGUUCCUAGGAGAAAAAAAAGAUGUUCAAAAGCUCUCUCUACAGUGACAUUCAGCCUCACCUUUUUUGGGGGGUGCUGUGUUUAUUUGCUCUUUCUAGAAAGUUAUGACCCUCUAGUUAUUCAUUGUUUCUUCAUCUGCUCUGGUUAAACUUGAGUAGAUAGUAGGAAAAGAUUUUAGCUUCCCAGUUCUGCAGACUAACCUAUUUGGCAGAGGGCUUCCAGCUACCUUCUUGCGGUCCUUGGCUGUGUUGGCAUUCUCCCUGUCACCUGGUUUAAGCCACAUACUAAGUUUGCUUGUUGGGAUAUCUUUGCUCCUACCUUCUGAUUAAAACACCUUACCCUUACCACCACCAUCUUAUCAGCUCUCCUUUCCCCCAAUUUUUUUUCCACCCACCUGGACCAAAAUAGAGUGACACUUCCAUAACACAUCAGUUCCACCCACAUUUGUUAGAUACCUGUGAGAUGGGAUCUUCUCCUCCCAGGCUUCCAUUUCAGAUUAUGGAGAAAGAUAAGACAAGCAAGUGCCUGGAAUGGGGUGGGCCAAGAGGUGACACAGAGGCACAGAGGACAUUCUGGGAACCAAGAAGGAAUGACUGGGGAAUGCUAUCUCUGCUGCUGCCAGCCAGAAGUGAUGCUUCCCUCCACUCGGACCCUCCGACAUAGUGCUCUGUAUGUGCAGGGUCUGAUGGCCACCUUCAAGUCAGGACCACAUCUUAAGACAGCUUCGUUUUUUCCUCUAGCACCUGUCCCAUUGCCUCACACACAGGUGUUCUCUCAGUGUUUACCGAACAAAGGAGGGAAACUCUGAUUUCACUUUGCACUUGUUCAGCAUCAUUCCAAUUUUUAUCUGAAAGCUGCAGAACCCAUUCAGUGUACCCUUGCAUCAGAGAAAAGCGCAGGACGGCCCUUGACUGGUACCGCCAUGUUUCUGUGGGUCCUCUGGUGGGAAACCCAUAUCUUUUUCACACUUUCCUAUUCUUGGUCACUUUUUCCAGACACUGUAGAUGUCUCCCUCCAGUUCUGACUCACUCAGCUAUUCCUGUUCUAGAGAGUCUACACCAUGGGUUCUCCAACUAGUUACUACCUCUCUCAUUCACCUGGUUAUAACUUAACUACUGACUGGUUGGGACAGGAGGGUUACUGACUCACCUCAAGGAAUCUUUAGGGCUCCUUUCCUGGAGGACCCCCUGCUUGUUCACUAGGGACUAGACCUUAUUUUCCUUCCAUGACACAGUAAGUCAUGUUAUUUAUUUUAAGCAAACACGAGAAACAGUCCCCCUCCCCCCAAGAAAGAGGCCUCAAGUAAAAGCAUAACCAUGAAAGAUGAUGGACUAUGAAUUGGUUUUGGUGGAAAUCAACUUCUACACAUAAAUCCCAGUCUUUGUUUCUCUUGUGAUUAAGAGGUUAUUAUUAAUGGUGCCAAGGAUAAUAUGGCAGAUUACUGAAUGAAAUGUAUUAACUUGAAUAAAAUGUUGUGAAUUGUG
Messenger RNA from Mesoplodon densirostris (Blainville's beaked whale), 2119 nucleotides. It is a transcript of the gene TMEM254, whose product is annotated as transmembrane protein 254. The record is from RefSeq and is a predicted model, not a curated record. The transcript has 4 exons. Bases 135 to 524 code for a protein of 129 amino acids. Lineage: Eukaryota; Metazoa; Chordata; Mammalia; Artiodactyla; Ziphiidae.